Molecule: messenger RNA, 1986 nt
Organism: Suillus bovinus
Lineage: Eukaryota; Fungi; Basidiomycota; Agaricomycetes; Boletales; Suillaceae
Exons: 8
Coding region: 1-1986 (661 amino acids)
Source: RefSeq, a predicted model, not a curated record
AUGCCUGAAAUAACAUGUCCCACCUGCAAUAAAAAGCUCACAUCAAUCACUGGUUAUAGCCAGCAUCUUGCAAAAACUACCAAUCCUGCUUGUCGUACCCUCUACCUUUCUUUGCAGCAAUUUGCCCCAAACCCACCGGACGAUGGAGAUAUAGGUGCGCCUGAUCCAUGUCAUGCACUGCACUUUGAAGGCAAUUUCUUUGGAACAUAUGCUGAGGAUGAGCUCACAUGGCCAGAGUCAGAUGAUGAGGGGGAUAUUGGUGAAGUGCCUAUGGACAAAGAUGACUCAGAUGGUGACAUAGAUGACAACGACGAAUGGGAACCUCCUGUAGUCUCAACAGCAUUCUCAAAACUUGUCUCUAUUGAGGGUGUAAGUCUGGGCUUCUGCCGACCAAAAUUUAAACAUGAUCAGGUCGUCAUUGCCAAUAAAGUGUUCGAUGUCUACUAUUGUGAUAUCAUUGAAUGUAUCAAGGCUCUUCUCAAUGAUCCAAAUUUUGCUGAAUUUCUGGUCUUUGCACCUGAAUGCCACUAUGCCGAUGAAGAUAAGACAGUUUGUUUACAUCAUGAGAUGAAUACUGGAAAAUGGUGGUGGAAUAGUCAGAAACACCUAGACUGUGAGUGCCCCAGUGCUACAAUAAUUCCCGUUAUCAUUCCAUCCGACAAGACUCAAGUUACGAUGUCUCACAACAAGACAGCAUACCCUGUCUAUAUGACUAUUGGAAACAUCCUGAAGGAGAUUCGUCGGAAACCAUCACGCCAGGCACAUAUCCUUCUUGUAUACCUUCCAACUACUCGCCUUGAACAUGUUACCAACAAAGCCGCUCAUCGACGGGUGCUCGCCAAUUUAUAUCACACUUGUGUGGAACAUGUACUUGCUCCACUCACAGCUGCCGGCAUUACUCAUCCUUUGUUCGCGUGCUUUGCGGGAGACUACCCAGAGCAAGUUCUAGCUACUGGAGUCAAGACAACUGAAUGUCCGAAGUGUGAUGUUCCAUCUGAUGAGCUGAGUCUAGCAACUGGUAUCGCAAACUGGCAAUUGUGCACAUGCGCAGAUGCUGGCAUUAAGCCUAUUGUCCACCCAUUCUGGGAGGAACUACCAUUCAUCAAUAUAUUUGAAUCUAUAACUCCCAAUGUUCUGCAUCAACUAUACCAAGGGCUCAUAAAGCAUCUCCUCACUUGGCUUUCUGAUGUAUGUGGUAGCACAGAGAUUGAUGCACAAUACUUUUUAUAUUUUGCUCAGUACCCAUGUCACAGUUCUGAGACACUGGUCUUACUUGACAAGGCACUUAAUCUUUUCCACAAAAACAAAGACAUCUUUAUCGACCUCAGCAUUCAGAAUUUGUUUAACUUGCCAAAGCUCCACUCCAUGGCUCACUACACCCACAUAAUUCGAAUGUAUGGCACUACAGACAACUAUAAUACUGAAUACACUGAACACCUUCACAUUGACCUCACUACAGAUGCUUAUCGCUCUAUGAACCACAAAAGCGAGUUUGCUCAAAUGACUACUUGGCUUGAACGGAGAGAGAAAAUUUUACAUCACGACAAAUACAUUUAUGCAUGUCCUCAUCAUCAGCCCCAUCCCCCAGAUAUGUCAUUUUGUCAUAUACAAAUGAUGAUGAAGUGUCCUACCAUCAAAGCAGUCACAUUAGACAAGGUCACGAAUACAUAUGGUGCCACACACUUUAACAAAUCUCUCACACAUUAUGUUGUGAAAGCUACACUUCCUGCCAACACUAGCAUUAUGGCCAGGCAGCUCGAAGAUCAAGCAGCCGAUAUACACAUCCCAUUUCAAACGGGAUUGGUCUUUCACAAGGUGAAAUGGCUCUCCACUGAUGUUCAUGGUCAUGGUGAUCCUCCAGUCACAGUCAAUAGUGUUCAUGCAUGUCCUGGAUGUCCAGGAACAUUUACAUCUCACAAUGUUGCACCAAGAUUUGAUACUGUGUCUUGGGGGCCCCUGUUCCCCCCUGCACCUCUAGAUUCAUGA